CUGCCCGCCGCCCUCGGCCCGGCCGCCAGCGGCUGCGCACGCCUCUCCCCUUCCUCCUCCUCCUUCUCCUCCUCCACUUUCUGGCCGCCGCUGCCCCCCGGCAGGGAUGGAGGCCAUCGAGGAGCUGGCGCUCAAACCCUGCACCUCCUCCCUCUACCUGCGGCCUUUCCGCCUCUGUUACCGGCAGAAUGGCACUAAGAAGUUCUGGGAUUUUAUGAGGACACAUGACAGUGUGUCAGUCCUGAUCUUUAAUACUUCUCGGCAGUGCUUUGUUGUGGUGAAGCAGUUCCGCCCAGCUGUUUACAUGUGUGAAGUAGAAAGGCAUCAUCCUGAAGUGUUUCAGAAUCAGGAGAAGGAAAGCUUCUCUCGUCUAGAGGAUCCCUUACCUGCUGUGGUAGGAGUGACCUAUGAACUCUGUGCUGGCAUUGUAGACAAACCAGACCUUUCUUUAGAAGAAAUUGCAUGCGGGGAAGUCUUAGAAGAGUGUGGCUAUCGUGUUCCCGUUACAGACCUACGGAGGAUCACUUCUUACAGGUCUGGAGUUGGUGUGACAGGUUCUAGGCAGACAUUAUUUUAUGUAGAAGUAACAGACCAGAUGAGAACUGGUGAAGGAGGUGGCCAGCCUGAAGAAGGAGAGCUGAUUGAAGUUGUAGAAAUACCUUUAGAAGACUCCAUGAAGUUUGCUUAUGAUGAGACUCUCCCGAAGACGAUGGGUGUCAUCUUCAGCUUCAUGUGGUUUCAAAACAACAUAGCACCUAAGCUACCAAAAAAAUAAAAUCAAAGCACCAUGAUUUUAAGAAAAGCUCUCCUGCUGGUUCUGUGGAUGCAGGAAACUGCAAAUCUGCCUGCCUCAAUCAACUUUUCACAGAGCAAAUCUUUCCUGAAAUAAAUUUGAAAGUAAAAUCUGAAUUAAAAUCCUGACCUAGUUUCCAUCAUUAGCAAAACACUGGCUUCACUGGGGCCAGGAUUUGCCUCUGAAAGGCAAAUGUUGAUUUUUGCACAAAGGCAGACUAAAUGUGUCCAGUUCUCCUUUUUCAUUACACUGCUCUACCACUAUUUUGAAGAGUUGCUCAGGACCUCAGUGCAGCUGCUAUACAAGCCUGUCACUGUGGUCUGUACUUACUGGCAGCUGUGUAUUUACUGUAGUUUCUGAUUUUUAUUUUUCUUGGGGGAGGGUGGGUGGGGCAGCAAACCGUAAUAGUCACAGAUACCCUAACUACGUUCCUGAGUUCUACACAGCUUUCAGGAAGCAGCUUGCUUUGUGGCGUAUAGCUCCUGUACAGAGAAAACGUUUGCAUUUCUGAACAUGCAAACCUUUAUUUCGUAAGCAAACAUGUCUGUAAAUCCUUGUGCUAAUGUGUCAUUUUGACAAUAGACCAGCUGUAAGAUUACGUGCUUCUGUUUGUUCCCACUAUAAUGCUGAGCAGCAGUGAUGGUGAUAGAGGGAUGAAUGAUGGGGGCUUCUACUGGAACACAUGCUUCUUUGUUUGUUUUAUGGGUAAUAUUUGAUUAAUUAGAUCAAACUUUGUCCUCUAGAGCGGGACUCGAGAAGCCAAAUUCUUUUCAUUUGACUCUGAGGUGACUAAUACAAGUGAUUUCUCUGAGGUGUUCUGUGGUCUCAGUUUCCUUAUCACCCAAAUGGGAAGAAUGGGAAUUGCCCCUCAGAUAACGCCCCUUGAAAUCUAAUGAUCGAAGUGCUUUAUUGAGAGAUUUUAUCAUCAUUUGUGCAGUUUACAUUGAAGCCCGUGCAACCUGCACAGACGUACUGAGUGACACAAUUUGAUGUAAUAAAGUGGUCUAAUUGGAACGUAUAUUACUUGUUCUAUCAGUGUAGUUUAGAUGCGGACUGUUUUUCAUGUGAAACUGUUAAGAGCAUGAAUGAAAGAGAAUCAAGUCUGGCAAUUUAAUUAUGCACUGGUUUAUGUUAUGCACUGACUUAAAUGUUAAUUAACAUGCCUACAUUGUAUGUGCUUCUAGGAUUACUGAGGUACUAAGUAUGUUUAGAAGAUAAGUACUGUGAAUAUGCAAACUUUCAUAUAGCAGCUGGAAUAAAUGCAGUACAGGUGCCUGAUGGUAUCCAGUGGCUGAUUUAAAAUCACUGCGUGUCUAAAUAGGUGUAUGAAUAAAUAAUUUUUUUAUAAAAGCUUUUAGAACUGGUACUUGAUGGUUCUCCUACUGACAGGGAGGAAAGGUCCUUGGAAAGCCGCUGAAGAAAGAGCAGCCUUCGUCUGUGGGAGUGAGACACCUUUUGUGAAAGUUCAGACACAUUUGCGUUGAACUGUGCCUGGUCUGUGGUGAGUCAAGGGCUGAGUUAUCAUGAAAAGCAAAUAAAUUCUGUCUAAUGUAUUUACAUUGGAAGGUGUUUUAGGGCGGGGUCUCCACUGCUCUGUGUCUUUACGGUCUGUAGUACAACGUGUCCUGAUUGCUGCUGAGGCCUUUACGAACUACUACAGUAUUUGUAAUAAAUAGUGUCUUUUAUUCCAGGCUGUAGUUACCAAAGUAUCAUCUAUUUGAUUGUGUCAAAAUUAUUACAGAGUAGCUCGUUGAUCUGUUUAGUGUCAAGCUAAGAAGUGUGUGCGUAUACAUGUCAAAAGCCUUUUUUGCUGUAUAAUGCAGUAAUUCGGAAAAAUAAAUCGGUGUAGUGGAGGGGGGUCAGAGUUUGAAACUUUUCAAAGCAGCAUUUAUGUAUUUAUAUCGUUUGUCCCAGAAUUACAAAUGGACAACAAUCCGCUUCUAAUGAGUCUCUUCACGUGAUGCUGAGAGCGUUCCCCCAGUCAGACAUUCCCUCUCCUGCCGCAUCCAGGACCUAGAGUCGGUACUUUGCACAGUGCACUCACAUUGCAUUAACAAUAUCUCGGUGAGAGCCCAUGGCUUUGACCCACCCGUGUGGGUGACGAGCGCUCAAGGCAUGAUUCAUCAGACUAAAUACACAUUUCGCUGAUUAGUCUGUCUAGAAAUGCCUUCAAUUCCCAGGUCCUGCAUUCAGUUUGGACUCAUCGGACCACCCCUGGAGGAGGCAGAUCAGCCAGGGCCGGAUCUGUUGUGCCACCGCACAACGUGCACAUCACGAACUACAGGCUGCCAGAGAGAGCACACGGCCGUACCCGGCGAGGGGGAGGAUGAAGGUCCUAAAACCUCGGUGCGCAGGGAGACCCACACGGCACCAGCCCUCCGCUGUGCUCCAGGGCAACCUCGCUAAUGCAAGCUAUGGGCAUCAGACUAACCAUUUUUUAUGCAACUUUUAUUUCUUUUCUGGAUAACCGCGACAGAGGGCAGUCGCAUGAGCUGGACAGUCCCUCAGCACUUCCCCAUGAUCCGGAAGGCCGGGCAAGAAGCUGAGUGGCAUUGCCCCCACCUCCCAGUCUGUCCCUCCCCAGGGGUCUACUGGGCAGACACCUACAAAAUCCUGGGGGACUGCGGUGGUUCUGAAGCCCUUACACCCCAAGGGAUGCUACACCCUGGCCCUGUGCUCUGCCUGCCUGUCCCCGUGCAAUUUGUAAUUCUCAAACAAAAGCAAAAUGGUCAAGGGAUUACUUUCGUUUCCUUACACAGUUUGGGAAUUUUCCACAGAAACGUCAGUGAUGCAAUAUAGUGAAGGCUCUACAUAAGGCGAUGGUGUGUCUGGUGUUUGGCUUUGCAAUAUUAAAUAUAAAUGUACCUUCA
Harpia harpyja (harpy eagle) is the source of this 3663-nucleotide messenger RNA. RefSeq names its product nudix hydrolase 14 (gene NUDT14). The record is from RefSeq and is a predicted model, not a curated record. The transcript has 5 exons. Lineage: Eukaryota; Metazoa; Chordata; Aves; Accipitriformes; Accipitridae. Bases 107 to 775 code for a protein of 222 amino acids. Gene Ontology annotation, molecular function: UDP-sugar diphosphatase activity; metal ion binding. Gene Ontology annotation, biological process: nucleoside phosphate metabolic process; ribose phosphate metabolic process.